CAGGAAGAUCUCCCGCGCAGCAUUUGCCAAGUGCUCAGCUCUCUGGAACAAGACUGCCCGCUCAUCUACUGCUGCAGAGGUAGUUGAAAAGGAGUGCAAGCUGCAACUCAUCCGCCCAGUAGACACAAGGUGGAACUUUCACUUUCUAUCAGUUGAAAGAAUACUGAGAAUAGUUAGAGAGAGUGGAGAAGGAGCCAUCAGAGCGGUUACCAUGGCACUCAAAGUCCCCAUGUUCAGCCCUGCAGAACUUUCUUUCUUGACAGAAUAUGCAUCAACCAUGAACCCAAUCUCAAAGGCACUAAACAUAUUGCAGGGAGAGGUGGAUGUUCACAUGGGAUGGCUGGUGCCCACUAUAACCCUCCUACCUGUGAAGCUUGACCGCCUCAGAACAUCAUCCAAGUUCUGCCAGCCAAUGAUUACUGCCCUUCAAGAAGGAAUACAGCGACGGUUUGGAGACAUGCUUGCUGACCCUGAGCUCAUUGCUGCAGCAAUUUUACUUCCGAAGUUUCGGACAUCGUGGACAAGCAAUGAGGACUUGCUGAAGCUGGGCCUGGACUACAUCAAGAGAAACAUGGAGGAGGAUCCGGUCCCAUCACCAGUUAGCAAUUCCGGGUCAGAGGAGGAGGACUUCUUUGGCCUUAUGAAGGGAAACGUCCAGGAAACCACGAAACAACUGGAUGCCUACCUGGCAAACUCGGCUACCUCCAUGAACACCCUAAAGGCAGUGCCCACAGUUGCCAAUGUGUCCCUUAAACUGAACACGCCGUUGCCUGCCUCUGCGGCAUGUGAACGGCUCUUUAGAGGCAGAAUAGGGUCAAAAUUUUUGGAAAAUCAACUAUUGUUGAAAUUGAACAAAAGGUUCUGUUAAUGCAAAGUUGAUGACAGGGCUUUGAAUGGCACUUAUACUGCCAUGUUCUUAUUAUGGCCAUUGUUUUUGCACUAACCUUUGGCUGCCUGACCAAUGGUAAAAUUUUCAUUUCAGGUCCUUAAUUUAAAUUUCUCGUUCUAAGAUCUGCCUUGUUCUGACCAGUUUUACACUUGUUUUUCAUGUUCCAUGUUUCCGUUUUUUACACUUUUAUAAUUAAAUAAAAUAUUUAAAGAUAUAACA
Molecule: messenger RNA, 1108 nt
Organism: Clupea harengus (Atlantic herring)
Lineage: Eukaryota; Metazoa; Chordata; Actinopteri; Clupeiformes; Clupeidae
Product: zinc finger BED domain-containing protein 4-like
Source: RefSeq, a predicted model, not a curated record